Solanum tuberosum (potato) is the source of this 1920-nucleotide messenger RNA. RefSeq lists its product as uncharacterized. Bases 1 to 1920 code for a protein of 639 amino acids. Gene Ontology annotation, biological process: regulation of DNA-templated transcription. Gene Ontology annotation, molecular function: DNA binding. The transcript is spliced from 6 exons. The record is from RefSeq and is marked provisional. NCBI's taxonomy places the organism in Eukaryota, Viridiplantae, Streptophyta, Magnoliopsida, Solanales, Solanaceae.
AUGAUGGCCGUACUUCCUGGAGAAAAUCCGAUCGCCGUACUUCCGGUGGAUAAACAGAUGGGUAUACCGCCGCUGAAUACUCUGCCGGUGGGAUACCGUUUCCGGCCGACAGAUGAGGAGUUAGUGAAUCAUUAUCUGAGGUUGAAGAUAAACGGUGCUGAUAGUCAGGUCAGCGUUAUUCGAGAAGUUGAUAUCUGUAAACUCGAGCCUUGGGACUUACCUGAUUUGUCUGUGGUAGAGUCACAUGACAACGAGUGGUUCUUCUUCUGCCCAAAGGAUCGUAAGUAUCAAAAUGGGCAGCGACUGAACCGAGCAACAGAACGAGGCUACUGGAAAGCCACUGGUAAAGAUAGGAACAUUGUUACUAAGAAGGGCGCAAAAAUUGGGAUGAAGAAGACCUUGGUAUACUACAUUGGUCGAGCUCCUGAAGGCAAGAGGACUCAUUGGGUGAUUCAUGAAUAUCGUGCAACUGAAAAGUCAUUGGAUGGAUCACACCCUGGCCAGGGUGCCUUUGUGCUUUGUCGUCUGUUUAGGAAGAAUGAUUUGAAGCAGGAUGAGCAUGUUGAAAAUUCCAAUUUAGAUGCUGAACAGAAUGCUUCAGUUGACAAAUCACCUGCUGAAGAUGAAUUAUCAGAGGCAGCCACUCCAUUAAUGGUCAUACAACCUUUAAGUGAUUGUGAUAAAAGCUAUGCUGCAAAGUUUUCCAAAGGCGAGAUGUAUGGCAAACAAAUACCCAUUGAGAGUCACAGCAACAGCUGUAUUGCUGAUGAUACUGAAGAUCAAAUGUUGGACAUAACAUCCAUACCGCCGGUUCAAGAUCUAGAAAAGGAGUUGGGAAAUUUUUAUGACCCGUCAUCACAGCCAGAUUGGAAGAUCUUCUCCCCAUUGCACUCACAGAUGCAGGUGGAGCUUGGAUCGUCUUAUUUGCAAGCCCCCUUUAAUAAUGACAUCUGUGGUUAUCAAAAAGAUGUCCAGUUUCCGUAUGGAACAAAUGCUCUUGAGAUUAAUGACUUUUUGAACUCGAUACUCGUCAACUCAGAUGAGCUCUCAUGUGAAGAUUCUGGACAAGAAUUGGCUUCACAUCAUAUUGACACAAAAAAUUACAGCAUAACUGGCCCGAUGAUUAAGGACUCUGGAUCAUGUAGUGAGUCAGAAGCAGAAGUUACCCAAGGGCAGGUUGAUCCAGGCUUCUUUGAUCCUGAGGUGCUGUGGGACAAUUUUGAUCGAGAGGCUGCAGUUAAGAGAGAGGUUAAUUCCCUUGAACAUACAGUGCUAAAGGCGCGUAGUCCACUAGGUCCAUCUUAUGAUGGCAAUGAUUAUGCUGUAGGAAAUCUAGGUUUCUUUCAAAAUACCUACCCUGGACAUUAUGGUUAUCCUGCUAGUAUUGGUGGAAGUCAGGUCCCGAACUUCCUAAAAGUAGAACAGUCCGGUGUUCGCAAUAAUGUAGUAAGCACUGAAUCUGGCUCAGGAACUGGAAUAAAACUCAGGACCAGGCAAAUGCAUAAUCAACCUGAUGACACGCAGUCUAGACCACAAGGAACUGCUCACAGAAGAAUACGUUUAGGAGUGAAAAUGCAAGUUGGGCCAGUUGAGUGUCGCAUGCGCUCUGUUUCUAGUCAGGGGGCAGAAAUUCAUCAAGCAGUGGCUGAGGGUGAGAAAGCCUGUGAUGAACAUAGUUCUACCACCAGUGAUAAUACAACACAUAAAGAUCUUGAGGGAGUUGUUGGGGAAACUGAUGAAUUGAGCACUCGAGUGAAAGAUGCAGAUGAUUCUCCAGUUCAAGAAAGUCUUGAUGUGUCUUUGAAGACCGCUACAAAGCUCUCAAGUUCAUCACACGUUUACAUGUCCAAGGUUCUUGUGGUUGCAAGUCUGCUUGUGGUCUUUAUUGGUGUUUGGGGUUGCUUUAGACUGUGUGUGUAG